Messenger RNA from Effrenium voratum, 2139 nucleotides. Lineage: Eukaryota; Dinophyceae; Suessiales; Symbiodiniaceae. The record is from the annotation of a GenBank genome assembly.
AUGCCGGCAUACCUGGAUUUGGCCAUCGGCAACAAAGCUUGGCACUCAGAGGUGCCCACCCUCAUGGAAGGCGGCAUGGACGGUAUGACCGGCCAGGAGCGCGGGCGAAUCCAGGCGCGCACGGCGCAGCGGCUCAACGCCAGCCGGGUGAAGAGCUCCAUGGAUGACGAGGAGGUGCGCGGCCAUGUGGUGGCCUUGCGGAGGCUGCUCACGGUGGCGCAGGCGCCGUGGGGUCGGGAAGAUGAUUGUGACAUUUGGCAGGGUCUGGAGGCGGCUCAAGCAUCCCCGGCUCGCCGCAGCGCAGCUCCGCGCCGCUUCGGCGACGCGAGUGCGCUCGAGGCGCUUUUUGGGCGGCGUGUGGAGUUGGAUGUGGCGCGCUGUACGGUGAUCCAGGCGGGUCUCGCUUGGCCGGACGUGCUGCAGCUCUUGGCGCGGAUGCGGCGCCGACGGCUGCGCCCGGAUAGGAUUUGCCUCAGCCGCGCGACGAGGCGGUUUGCGGCUUAUGGUCAGUGGCUGCUUGCCAUGCAGUUCCUGCAGGAUCCAGACGUGAUCAGCUACAACUGCGCCAUCAGUGCGUGCAAGAGCUGCUGGACCUUCGCCUUGAGCCUCCCUCUUGGCAUGGCCGCCGUGCAGCUGCUGCCGGACAUCUUCAGCUUCAGCACCUGCGUGACCUGUUGCCCUUGGACCUAUGCCUGCCAACUCUUGCGCCACAUGUCCCCGGCCACUCCGCACGUCAUCAGCUACAACAGCGCCGUCGCGACUUUGGCGGUGGAGUGCUGGCGACAGGCCCUGGACCUGGCACAAGCGAUGCCAAGUAGUCGCCUGGUGCCGGAUGUGAUCACUUACAACAGCCUUCUCACUACCGAUGGCGAUUCCAAAUGGUUGCAGGCCUGCCGCGUGCUUCGCCACCUGCCGCGGGCUUCGCUGCGCGCCAGCGCCGUGACCCUCGCCGCCGCCGCGGCGGAUCCGGCGGCGUGUCGCUGGGCCUGGGCGCUGCAGUUCUCGAAGUCGUCGGCGGUGGCGGCGAACAGCUGCAUCCGUGCCUGCAAGUCGAAUUGGCGGGUUGCCCUUUGCCUCUUUGCGUCUGCAAACUGCGAUGUCAUCACUUACAGCUCCGUCACGAGCGCUUGCUCCUGGCAUCUCGCAGCAGAUUUCUUGAUGGCUAUGGGGCAUGAUCAGGUGCUCCCGAACGUCAUCAGCUACAACAGCGCCAUAGACGUCGGUGAGAAAGCGGGGCGCUGGCAGAGGGCCGUGGCACUGCUGGAGCAGAUUGUUCAGUCAGAUCUCCUUCCCAGCACGGUGAGUUGCAACAGCGCGAUCAGAUCCUGCGCUGCGGCGGGCAACUUGGAAGUGGCUCAGCAGUUGCUGUGCACCAUGCCUGCGUGGCGUCUGACGCCUGAGGUGAUCAGCUUCAACAGCGUCAUAGCGGUCUGUGAGCGUCGGGGCAACUGGGCAACUGCCUUGAGCAUCUUUCAGGAGAUGAAAGACGCAAGGCUUGCGCCGGACGUCAUUAGCUGCAGCAGCCUCAUCAGCUGCUGCGAGUCUGCGGCGCAAUGGACUGUGGCCCUUGAGCUUUUGACCGCCAUGGAGCACUGGACUGUGUCGCCAGAUGUCUUCAGCUACAACUGCGCCAUCAGCGCCUGUGACAAGGGAGGUCAGCUGGGCAUGGCUAUGGCCCUCCUGCAGCAAAUGACUGGGUCGCGGGUGCAGCGCGACGUGGUGAGCUUUAACAGCGCCAUCAGCGCCGCGGGCAAGGAUGGCAAGUGGAGGGUGGCCCUGAGCUUGCUGCAAGACAUGGAGGACCUGGACCUCCGCUGCACCGUGGUGAGCCUGAACAGCGCAUUGAGCACGUGCCCCUGGCAGCUGGGGCUGGCCCUGCUGGCAACGAUGACUUUUGGGAUGUGCCCUGACGUCAUCACCUUCAGUAGCGUCAUCCUGGCUUGCCAGCAGGCGUUGGCAUGGCUUCCAGCGCUCACCCUCCUGCACACGAUGCGCAGCUUGCGGGUGGAGGCAAACGUGGUCACCUACCAGGCUGCAGUGGCCGCGUGCGAUGGCGGUGGCUCUUUGCCGGCGCAGCCACUUCUGCACGACACCCAAGUGCUUGGUUUGCAGCUCUUGCGCUCAGCCGAUGCGCGAUGA